This is a messenger RNA of Conger conger (European conger), 4232 nucleotides long. Its product is annotated as cytoplasmic dynein 1 light intermediate chain 2-like. The record is from RefSeq and is a predicted model, not a curated record. The transcript is spliced from 13 exons. Gene Ontology annotation, cellular component: cytoplasmic dynein complex; centrosome. Gene Ontology annotation, molecular function: dynein heavy chain binding. Lineage: Eukaryota; Metazoa; Chordata; Actinopteri; Anguilliformes; Congridae. Gene Ontology annotation, biological process: microtubule-based movement; microtubule cytoskeleton organization. Bases 29 to 1522 code for a protein of 497 amino acids.
UGCCUCUUUUUGUGGCUGCAGAAACAAGAUGGCUCCCGUGCUGGAGAAGAGGCUGUUGGGCGCAGCCGGGGCUGGUGACACCCUGGAAAACGGCAACGAAGACGAAGAAGGACAGAACUUAUGGUCAUCAAUUCUCAGCGAAGUGUCAACCCGGUCCAGUUCCAAAUUACCUUCUGGAAAAAAUAUUUUGGUUUUGGGAGAGGAUGGAUCAGGAAAGACCACACUUAUGGCAAAACUUCAAGGAGCUGAGCAUAACAAGAAGGGUAGAGGGCUGGAAUAUCUGUACUUGAGUGUCCAUGAUGAAGACAGAGAUGACCUGACGCGCUGCAACGUGUGGAUCUUGGAUGGAGACCUGUACCACAAAGGACUGCUGAAAUUUGCCGUCACAGCGGACACGGUGCGGGACACGCUUGCUGUGUUAGUUGUGGACAUGUCCCGGCCGUGGUCCAUCGUGGAGUCCUUGCAGAAGUGGGCCAGAGUCCUGCGAGACCACAUUGACAGGCUGAGGAUUCCACCUGAGGAAAUGAGGGAGAUGGAGCAGACAAUGGUGAAGAGCUUCCAGGAGUACACCGAGCCAGAGGAGGCGAUCCCAGCCUCUCCCCAGAGACGGACAGCAGCCGGCGGGGCAGAGGACGAGGGCGUGCUGCUCCCGCUGGGUGAAAACGUUCUCACGCACAACCUGGGCAUUCCUGUGCUAAUAGUAUGCACAAAGUGUGACGCAGUCAGCGCCUUGGAGAAGGAACAGGACUACAAAGAGGAACACUUUGACUUCAUCCAGUCCCACAUCCGACGCUUUGGCUUACAAUAUGGAGCUGCCUUAAUGUACACCUCUGUGAAAGAGGAGAAAAACCUGGACCUCAUGUAUAAAUACAUACUGCACAAAAUGUAUGGCUUCCAGCUCACCACACCUGCCUUAGUGGUGGAGAAAGAUGCUGUUUUCAUACCAUCUGGUUGGGACAACGAGAAGAAAAUCUCAAUCUUGCAUGAAAACUUCCUAACGGUUAAAGCUGAGGAUCCUUUCGAGGACUUUAUCAUGAUGCCUCCUGUAAGAAAGCUGGUUCAUGAUAAGGAAGUGAAUGCAGAGGACGAGCAGGUCUUCCUCAUGAAGCAACAGUCGUUGUUAGCCAAGCAACCGGCCACACCCACUAGAGCCACAGAGUCUCCUGCCCGAACCUCAUCUGGAUCUCCUCGACCUUCCAAUGUUGCUAGCGUUUCGCCUAUGACCGCUGUCAAAAAACCAGACCCCAACUUGAAAGGGGCCGCGGCGAAUGAGGGCGUCUUGGCCAACUUCUUUAACAGUCUGUUGAGUAAAAAGACAGGGUCCCCAGGGAGCCCUAGUUCUGGAGGAGGAGGAGGAGGAGGUGGAGGAGGAGGAGGAGGUGGAGGGGUACAAGGCUCAUCCAAGAAAGCAGGGCAGAAGCCGGUUUUGACUGACGUCCAAGCAGAGUUGGACCGCAUGACUCGCAAAUCGGAUUCCCCGGUCACGCCCAACAACACAUCGUCGACGGAGACCGAGGCGUAAAUGCCCCCUACUGCAGCAUCUGUGUUAAACGGUUUAAGAAAACAAAAGAAAUGCACACACUCUCACUCCCACAUAUAAGAAAGAUAUGUGACCAAAUUCCCAAUGCACGUCUGUCAGUCACAGACCAUUGUUCUGUCUGAUGUGGAGACUUGCCAUCAGGUAUAUGUUUGUCAUGGUUGAGAUGAACGUGUGGGGGGGAGGCAUGACUUGGUGUUCUGCUGGGCAUGCCUGAUUAUGUAAGGCCUCUACACUUUCUGGAAGGUAGCCAAAUCUCCACCUCUCAGCUGGAAGCAUUUCCGCCCUUUUCCGACGUCCUAUGGACCAGGAAAGUGCUGUGGUUUUUUUUUUUUUUUUUUUUUUUUUUCCUUCUUCUUCUUCAAUGGAUCCUGUGGAAGGAAAGCAAAAACACAGCUGCUGCAAAUGAAAUAAACAGCCUGAAACCAAUAUAUUUGGCGAAAACUUAAAGUACUUGCAGAAAUAUCUAGUGUGUAAAAACGUAGAUAUAUCAUGAUACUGUUGUAUUUAUAUAUAAAUCCAGCCUUUUUGUUUUUUUUACAUUCUCACUAAAAUGCUUUAAAUGAAAAGGUGUCUUGCUACUUGACUAAUGUUAAACCCCACUGACGUCAUGACACUAAUGUGACAAGGAAAAUAAUUGGCUCAUUGAACAUAAGAAUAUACUGUAAGACAUUGGCAAAAAAAACAGGAUUCUGUAAAUAUAAGUAAAAUGCAUUAUGGACGUCUGGUUGUUCUGUACAGAACGCCUUUAUUUUAACAAAAUUAUGUAAAAAUAUUUCUUAAAUAAGGCAUCAUCUGGUUUUGUCAAGUUAAGGCUGCAUUAAGGCUGCUCCUUUUGGCUACAAGUAUGUGAGCUGGUGAGACCUACCUUAUCUUCAAGUGCCUGACAUGGUGGACUGUUUGUGUAAUAGUACAGCUGCUUGUCUGCAGAACAAGAAGUGCACUGUAGUACAAAAUGGUAAAACUUUUUUUUUUUUUUUGUUCUGUUAUAAAAAUAAUUUAUAUUUUAAUAUUUUGUACUACAAUUCUGUAGGUCUUUGCCUAUUUGUAUGAAGAGAUUUUGCUUAUUGCUGUGGCCAAGAUUAAAAUUGUUCAAAAUGAGCAAUGGGAAGUAUGCCUUUUUCAACAGUUGAGUCACUUUAAAUGUGUUUGACUGCAAGGGGCUCCCUUAACAUUAGAAGAGAUGUUCCCCUUUUGAACACACAGUUAAUCUCCAUUUAUCUCAUUAGUCGGCAAUUAAAAGUUGCUUUUUUUGGUUUAUUUUAAUAAUUGUGUGACUUUCAUAGAUGAAAUAUCACCAAAAUAACAUUAAAUUGCUUUUAGCUCUCCAUUUUUAAUGCAAAAGUGUGCGGCAGUUGAUAUUAAACAUUCCCUCUAUCUAAAUGAUGCACUUGACAUGGAACUGUCCCACAGGGGGAUAGUGUUUUUAUGUGUGGAAUGCUGGUUUUGGUUAGGAUUUGAUUUGCUUUGCUUUUGAGGGCAGAUGCAGUGAUUCUUCUUUGCUUCAUCACCUGUCACUCGAUCUCCCAUCAUCACUCAGAAGUGGUUAUUCAGAUCUCAGCCUUGCCUAAGUCUACUGCAUGUUGGCAAAUGUUACUUCAGUUGCAUUUUCACUGUACAUUUGUGUUGAUACUUUUCUUUGGAACUAAAAUUGAUUAAAUUAAUGCCGCUUAGGUUUGUUUUGAAAGGGUAUAUUUAGUGUCAACCUGCAGUGUAUUUUGAUAUUGAACAAACAUGUUUUUUUGACACUAAUUUAUAUGUAUAGUCUCAAUGUGGGGUAUACAUAUCAAAUUCCCUUCCUAAUUUGCAAUAUGCAUUUUUCUGCAACCGCAGCCACGUUCAUGUGCGAACCCCAUGCUUUUCACAUCGCAGACCGCAGAAAGGUUUACAGUGGAAGGAGAGGAGGUGUGGAAGAGCUUUCAUAUGCCUCUUUUUUAUAUUCAGUCCAUGGGGUGGCUAGCUAGUGAUGAAAUGCGGACUUAACCUACCAAACCCUACACAACUCACUGUCCGUCGUGUGUCACUCUAUUGAGCGAUCAGUCGCAGUCAGCACUCCAGAUUCGAUCCGGGAUGUUUCGUGUGGCGUCCUCGCCAAGUGAGUCACCCUGCUGGCCCUAUUCUGCAUUUUUAAUGAUGCCAUCAUCGAUUAUCACAAUAGAGCAGCCAUGUGCUAUUAAACUGAGAAAAAAGGAAAACGCUGACUACCUGGUACCAAAGAUACAGAAUCACUAUAUUCUGUAUAGGAUAGCAUCCUGUCUGGAAAUCUAGACUAUGUCUGCGGUGUAUAAUUCCAGAAUGUUUGGUGGUUAUUGAAAUGGUGGAUUUAUUCAAUCUGGCAGCAGGGACCUUUUUCUUUUAGGGAAACCCACCUGAACAUCAGUUGUAAAAAGUGUUUUAUGGCAAGGCAUAGGCUGUACCAAACAUUUGGACCUAUAAUUUUUGUCACUGCUGGUCAUAGCAUCUAUAAAGUUUCAACCUCAGUAUUUGGAACCAAUUCAUUAUCUUAAAAGAAAUGGCCUGAUAAAACACUCCAGCUGUCUUUUCUGAAGCAUAUAUAUACACGUCUGUAUACACGCACACACGGAUACAAGUAAAUCCACAAAAUGUAUGUGUGUGCUUAAACUGUAUUGCUUCAAUUGAUUCAUACUGUAUUGGUCAUCAUUUUAAUUUAACAUUAAAGCUUUAAUUAUGAAAA